Molecule: messenger RNA, 5069 nt
Organism: Condylura cristata (star-nosed mole)
Lineage: Eukaryota; Metazoa; Chordata; Mammalia; Eulipotyphla; Talpidae
Gene: PDPR
Product: pyruvate dehydrogenase phosphatase regulatory subunit
Exons: 17
Coding region: 56-2692 (878 amino acids)
Cellular component (GO): cytoplasm; mitochondrial matrix; mitochondrion
Molecular function (GO): oxidoreductase activity; protein binding
Source: RefSeq, a predicted model, not a curated record
UUCUUCAGAUCACCUUCUGAGCUGAGAACAUAUCUCCUAGCUGCUGACAGACGUGAUGAUUUACUGGUUGCUGUCAGUUGUCCGAAGACAAAGAACCAGCCGAGGAUGGCAGAAGUGGUCCUUGGCAAGAAGCAGUUCAACAGCUGCCGAGGCACAUCCUGUGGCCCUGCCUGCCCAGGCACAGGUAGUCAUCUGUGGCGGUGGAGUCAUGGGCACCUCCGUGGCCUAUCACCUCUCUAAGAUGGGGUGGAAGGAUAUCAUCCUGUUGGAGCAGGGCAGGCUGGCUGCUGGCUCUACGAGGUUUUGUGCUGGCAUCCUGAGCACUGCUAGGCAUGUGACCAUCGAGCAAAAGAUGGCAGACUAUUCAAACAAACUCUAUCAGCAGUUAGAGCAAGAAACCGGGAUCCAAACAGGUUACAUACGGACAGGUUCCAUCUUUCUGGCUCAAACACAGGACCGACUGAUAUCCCUGAAGCGCAUCAACUCAAGGCUGAAUGUGAUAGGCAUCCCUUCUGAGAUCAUCUCCCCCAAGAAGGUGGCUGAACUUCACCCUCUCCUCAAUGUACACGACCUGGUGGGGGCCAUGCAUGUUCCUGAGGAUGCGGUAGUGUCCUCCGCCGACGUGGCUCUUGCCCUGGCAAGUGCUGCCUCCCAAAAUGGUGUUCAGAUCUAUGACCGGACAAGUGUCCUUCAUGUAAUGGUCAAAAAAGGUCAAGUCACUGGCGUGGAGACUGACAAAGGCCAGAUUGAAUGCCAGUAUUUUGUCAACUGUGCUGGUCAGUGGGCAUACGAGCUGGGCCUGUCCAACGAGGAGCCGGUUAGUAUCCCGCUACAUGCCUGUGAACACUUCUACCUUCUGACUCGCCCCUUGGAGACCCCUCUGCAGAGCAACAUGCCAACUAUUGUGGAUGCUGAUGGAAGAAUCUAUAUUCGAAACUGGCAGGGUGGUAUCUUGUCUGGAGGUUUUGAGAAGAAUCCAAAACCAAUUUUCACUGAGGGCAAGAACCAGCUGGAGAUUCAGAACCUACAGGAAGACUGGGAUCACUUUGAGCCCCUCUUGAGUUCCCUCCUGCGUAGGAUGCCAGAACUAGAGUCUCUGGAGAUCAUGAAGUUGGUGAAUUGUCCUGAGACCUUCACGCCAGAUAUGAGGUGCAUCAUGGGCGAGUCUCCUUCAGUCCAGGGCUAUUUUGUGCUGGCAGGAAUGAACUCUGCUGGCCUUUCAUUUGGUGGAGGAGCUGGAAAGUACCUUGCUGAGUGGAUGGUGCAUGGUUACCCCUCAGAAAACGUCUGGGAAUUGGAUUUGAAGCGUUUCGGUGCCCUCCAGAGCAGUCGCACCUUUUUGCGCCACCGUGUCAUGGAAGUCAUGCCUCUGCUGUGUGAUCUGAAGGUUCCCCGCUGGGAUUUCCAGACUGGGAGGCAGUUACGCACAUCUCCUCUCUAUGACCGGCUGGAUGCACAAGGAGCCAGGUGGAUGGAGAAACAUGGAUUUGAGAGACCAAAGUACUUUGUGCCACCAGACAAGGACCUCCUGGCCUUGGAGCAGAGCAAGACUUUCUAUAAGCCAGACUGGUUUGACAUUGUGGAGUCUGAAGUCAAGUGCUGUAAGGAAGCUGUGUGUGUUAUUGACAUGUCCUCUUUCACAAAGUUUGAAAUAACAUCCACUGGGGAUCAGGCCUUAGAAAUCCUGCAGUACCUCUUCUCCAAUGACCUGGACGUGCCGGUGGGCCACAUCGUGCACACUGGCAUGCUCAACGAGGGUGGCGGCUACGAGAACGACUGCAGCAUAGCUCGGCUGAACAAGCGCAGUUUCUUCAUGAUUUCUCCAACUGACCAGCAGGUCCAUUGUUGGGCCUGGCUUAAAAAACACAUGCCGGAAGACAGCAACCUGCUUCUGGAGGACGUCACCUGGAAGUACACUGCGCUCAAUCUGAUUGGUCCUCGAGCUGUGGAUGUGCUGUCCGAGCUGUCCUAUGCCCCCAUGACUCCAGAACACUUCCCGAGUCUCUUUUGCAAGGAGAUGAGUGUGGGUUAUGCCAACGGGAUCCGGGUGAUGAGCAUGACACACACGGGAGAGCCAGGAUUCAUGCUUUACAUCCCCAUCGAGUACGCCCUGCACGUGUACAACGAGGUGAUGAGUGUUGGGCAGAAAUACGGGAUCCGGAAUGCUGGAUAUUAUGCACUUCGUAGUCUCCGAAUUGAGAGGUUUUUCGCCUUUUGGGGUCAGGAUCUGAAUACCCUCACCACGCCGCUGGAAUGCGGACGAGAGUCGCGGGUGAAACUGGAGAAGGGCAUGGACUUCAUAGGCCGAGAGGCCUUGCUGCAGCAGAAGCAGAACGGGGUAUACAAGCGCUUGACGAUGUUCAUCCUGGACGACCAUGACACAGACCUGGACCUCUGGCCCUGGUGGGGGGAGCCCAUUUACCGCAAUGGGAGAUAUGUGGGCAAGACCACCAGCAGCGCCUAUGGCUACACUCUUGAGCGCCACGUUUGCCUGGGCUUUGUGCACAACUUUUCUGAAGACACCGGGGAAGAGCAGGUAGUGACAGCAGAUUUCAUCAACCGCGGAGAGUACGAGAUUGACAUUGCCGGGCACCGGUUCCAAGCCAAAGCAAAGCUCUACCCUGUCCCCUCUCUGUUCACCUAUAAGCGCCGAAAGGAUGAUGUGGAGCUAAGUGACUUGCAUGGGAAGUAACGUGAGAGGCCUCCCCCCGUACCCCCACCUUCCUCAUGGUCUUAGUUUCCUCCUCCUUGAGGACCUUUCUUGGUUUGUCCUUUGCCCUCAUCUUUUUUUCUCCUGGAUAUAAUUUUGAACUUCACCUACUUUUAAACUUUGCUUUGCAACCCCUUGUCUUUCCAUCUCCUCUCCCCUCUUGUAGCCCCCCCAGCUCCUCAUCCAGACUCUGCGCUGUUCUUGUUCCUCCCUGCUUCCUGCCUUCCAUAGUACUGGGGGGUAGGACAGGUGCAAGCUGCACCUGUGGAAGCGGGUGCCGCAGCGGCCUGGUUCCAGGUGCUGUGCGUCUAGGGCACGGGAGGCUGGUGGUGUGUGGGCCUUGGGGAGUGACCUCUUCAUUUCGGAGGGUCAUGGUGUGUGAGCUUGUGCCUUUCAGCCAGCUCCGCCAUCCUGUUCCUCUGUGCCCUGAGCUGGCACCUUGUACCUCUAGAUUGUGGGACGGCCAUCUACCUCGCCAUGGGAGGUGUCACGCUGACUCGCAUCUGGUCUGCAGCAGAGACGAUCUGCCGGGCACCCUCCCUUGCCUCCUUGCUGACCCGUGUUGGGCCAGGGACACUGCCUGUGAUUUUUUGCUCAUCUUUUGAUAACCUCUGGAAAAAGGGAUUAAUGAUUAAUGCCUAGGUAAGGGGUUGUAUUGAGCUGGGUAAACAAGCCACAGUAUGUGGAAGGGGGAAGCCAUGCUGCCUUCUGUUCUGCGCUCAGCUGCAGUGGUCUUGCUUCAGAAAGGUUACCGCCAGCAAUCCUGAGUGUCCUGUUAAUACAGUGCUGCUUCUCUUUGUCUUUUUUAGUUCAGCCUCACCUGCUCCUUCCACACCAGGCCCACGAGCUCAGCAUCCGUUUCCCUCCCUCUGUCCUGGCCAGGGAACUCACCCCCGCUGGCUGGGCUGGUGCUGGAGACCCAGUGCUGCUUCCUCCAGCCCAGAGAGACCUGUUCCAGGUUCUGGGCACAGUUUGCAUCCUGGCUUCUCUCUCCCACAUCUCUCCACGUCUUAGGAGAACCCUGCACUCUUCUUUGUCUCUGCUUUCUAUGACUGCGACACUGUACUUUCCAUCCUAGCACAAUCUCCCCUGUGCUCAUCCGACAGUUGCUCAUCCAAUGGCAGACAAGCUGCUGUUAAGAUUUUUACUAGCUGAAGUAUUAGCUCUGACAGAUCCUUUCAUUUUAUUGGUGCAGCUUAAAAUUCUCAGGUAUCUACCUGCUCUGGCAGUUGGAAUUUGUUCGCCCAUUUCAUCACAUUGGAGUCUCUUGCCAUUUCCGCAACCCAACUGCCUCAUCAUUCACUUUAGUGUCCUCCCUUGUAAGAUUACGGGAGCCCCUCUUCUGGGAUGGAUGUGUGUUUAACUGGCUGAGCCCAGCUGCUUCUGGCGAAAAUUAGAGCAGUAAGGGUCUGGGGAGAGUAGGAAACCAGGUAGGUUCAGCAGGUAUGAUUGAUCUGUGCUGGACACAUGGAGGCAGGUGGCCGCAUUCCGCAGAACGCCCGCGUCGUCUCUGUUAAUGAGACACACUCCAAAGCAGUUCCUGGCCAGUGUCAGUCAUGGGCAGGGUCCCAUUCCUAAGACAGGCACGAUGUUUAUCUGCUGGGACAUCCCUUGCUUGAAACACACGUUUAUCUUAGCACUUCAAAGUUCAUCUUCUGCCAGGCAGUGUGGAUUUGGUGUUUUUCCAUCUUUGGUCUUAAGAUCUAUUUUCUAUAUUUAGACCAAGUGACACAACUUCUCCAUUUGGGUGGUUUCUGUAUCCAGGGUAUGACACUCCAUGUUUGCUUUCUCAUGGCUGUCCGGGGACCCGGCCUGUCAUCUUCUAGAGAGCUAAGAGCCUCUGAAUGCUUCUCUAGAAAUGAUCCAUUACACCUGUGCUCUCUCAGAAACCCUCUAAUCACACACAGGCCCACUGUUUCUACUGUUCCUCAGGGAGCGCUUGGGCCCUGCAGGGGAGCAAUGGUGUCCAGGCUGGGUAGCCAGAGACCAGUCCUCCCAGUUCUGGAUCUCAGUUUCAUAUUGUCCUGUUUCUGCAGUGGUGGAGCCUGGUCAUUGUCACAUCUGAUCACACCACCUUGCACAAACAAUUUUCUGUGCUCUCCUUUCUUGGGUUAUUUCCAGGAAAGUAAACUCUGAAAAAUAACUCCAGCCUUCUCUGCGAUCCUGCCUUUAUGUGCACUGGACUUGCCAGGCCUUGCCCGCUGCUGCCACCAUGUAAAUGGAGGGAUGACAGCAGCUUUUGAGAACUGGUUUGGUCCCUGAAGACAAGCCCCAGCCGAGUGCUCGCUCUGCACAUGGACACCAGCUGCAGCUGAUGAGCCUCCACCAAGGCAGGGGAGGCAGCAGCCAGGGGGGUGGG